Molecule: messenger RNA, 572 nt
Organism: Amoebophrya sp. A120
Lineage: Eukaryota; Dinophyceae; Syndiniales; Amoebophryaceae
Source: the annotation of a GenBank genome assembly
CAAGCAUUGAGAUGACCACGGAGCUGACGCCAGAACAGGAGGCACUGAAGAAGAACAAAGUUUUGCAAGGCAUGUUCGGAAAGACGGAGUAGGUCGGACGAUGAAGAGGAGUUUCUACCCAAAUGAGAAGACGUAUACUUAGCAGCUCCUCGUUUUAUUUCCUUCUCAUGUUUAUGUUUUCGGCCGCUAUCGUUAUUCUUUUGCUGCUCGUUCCGUACUGCCGCGAUAUAGAUACUCGAAUCACAUUUUCGAGGUUAAAAGCGGACUGAGCUAGAACGCAAAAAUAUUUUGAUCAUCUCCUACCUAGUAGUCAUGAUUUCGGGCUUAUUUUUUCUUUUUCCCCCGUACCCUUUGUUUUUGAAGUUCGACUUUCUGAUGGAUCCUGAGCUAUUUCGUAGCAGUGUUGAACGCCAAUGCUAAGCAGGACCUAUAUUGAUCGUCUACCACGAAGUUUGCGCAUCCAUUUCGGGGCGUUUUGUUUUUCUAGAUGCCCUCGUCAUGGUGGAGAUUUUUCACUUAAGAGAUACCGGUAUCGAAAGAUUUUCCAGCUUUCGUUUGAAAAUAAGUACGAC